Molecule: messenger RNA, 1746 nt
Organism: Perca flavescens (yellow perch)
Lineage: Eukaryota; Metazoa; Chordata; Actinopteri; Perciformes; Percidae
Gene: lman2
Product: lectin, mannose-binding 2
Exons: 8
Coding region: 206-1249 (347 amino acids)
Biological process (GO): endoplasmic reticulum to Golgi vesicle-mediated transport
Cellular component (GO): endoplasmic reticulum membrane; COPII-coated ER to Golgi transport vesicle; Golgi membrane
Molecular function (GO): D-mannose binding
Source: RefSeq, a predicted model, not a curated record
AUUUCAUUUUAUUUAAAUCAUGAUAAUUAGAAUGUAAGUACUGGUAACAUUUUGGUCUUCAAACAUGUAUGAUAUUAAAAUAACCCAAGGGAAAAAAUACGUCCCAACUGUUUAGGAAGUGGGAAAUAAACGUCGUACUUGUGUUGUUUCAUUCCGGAGGAUAAUAGAGGAGGGACCAGCUAGUUUUGAAGAACAUUUUUUUGUUAUGAGAGUUUCUCGCCUAGGCUGUUUAAACAAAAUGCGGAACUUUAAAGGAUUUCUGAGCACAGCACUGGUCUUUCUGAUAUUCGAGCUGUGUCUGGUGCGCUGUGACAUGACGGACGGAAACACAGAACAUCUGAAGAGAGAGAACUCCUUAAUGAAACCCUACCAAGGUGUUGGCAGCAACCCUAGUAGUCAGUGGGACUUCUGGGGAAGCACGUUGGUGACGAGCUCAUACGUCCGACUCACUCCGGAUGAGAGAAGCAAGCAGGGGUCCAUCUGGAAUACUGUGCCGUGUUACCUGAAGGACUGGGAGAUGCAUGUGCACUUUAAAAUUCAUGGGUCGGGAAAGAAGAAUCUCCAUGGCGACGGCAUCGCUGUCUGGUACACAAAGGACAAACUGCAUCCAGGGCCUGUGUUUUCCAACAAUGCUCUCUUCCACGGGCUGGCCGUUUUUAUAGAUACUUACUCUAACGAUGAUGCAACAGAUCGUUCCUUCCCGUACAUUUCGGCCAUGGUGAACAACGGCUCGGUGAAUUACGACCAUGGCAAAGAUGGCCGCUCGUCGGAGCUGGGAGGCUGCUCGGCGGAGAUCAGGAACCGAGAGCACGACACGUACCUCGCCAUUCGCUACUCCAAAGGAAGACUCACUGUGAUGGUUGAUGUGGAGGACAAGAAUGAAUGGAAGGAGUGCAUAGACAUCGGAGGUGUUCGUCUUCCUACCGGUUAUUUCUUUGGUGCCUCAGCAGCUACAGGAGAUCUGUCUGAUAACCAUGACAUCAUCUCUAUGAAGCUCUACCAGCUGAUGGUAGAACACACCCCCGAGGAGGAGAACCAGGACUGGACAAAGAUCGAGCCCAGCGUCAGCCUCCUUAAAUCCCCUAAAGACAACAUUGACGAUCCUACUGGAAACUUCCGAAGCACGCCCCUCACCGGCUGGAAGGUCUUCCUGCUUCUGCUGUGUGCUCUGCUGGGAAUCGUAGUGUGCGGCGUGGUGGGAGCUGUAGUUUUCCAGAAGAGACAGGAGAGGAACAAGAGGUUUUACUGAGGGGAGAAAGAAGAAAAAGGAGAACCUUAUCAGGGAGGUGUUUGUUGUGGAAUGAACUGUUUCCAGAUGACAGAUUGAGCACAUUCAAUGUGAAUUAUUUUCUAAAGAUUGUACAAAUGUUUAUAUCUUCGAAGCACUGCGUUUUGGAGCGAAUGAUGGUAACUUGUGAUGUUGGUAAGAAGGCGCAGAACUAGUGGCGACCAUUAUGAGUGGCCCUGAUCAAGGCUGUUUUUGUUCCCCAUGUGUUCAUUAAUUGCAGGGUUAGAAUAGAAUAGACGGACUGUCCUUUAAAAACUUUGAAGUGUUUCAAUGUCUCAAACCAUUGUUGUCAACACCUACCUAGUGGUUUGGUAUGUGAUGCUAAAACAUUGUCAACUUUUGGCACAGAAUAGUAAUUUAGAUCUUUGUCUUCCAGGCUGUUUCAACUAGGGAUGCACCGAAUCAAGAUUUUUGGGGUUUGGCCGAAUACCGAAUCCACUGGUUAAGAUUCUGCCGAA